AAUAACUAUUUCAGCCCAAAUGUACUAACGUAGUGGGAUAUGAGAUGACUUGUUAUGGGUGAAAUAUAAAGUAUGAGUGAUGGGGGGAAAUCUUACUUUACGCUGCCAAAAUCCAUUCGAAAAAACACCAACCUUAGGACUAGUGAUUCUCAGAUAUUGAAUUCUAACAAUGGAGGGUCCAGGUAUUCGCUGUGCAGCAGAAAUGAUCAGAGCUCGAAUUCGGGUGCCGUUAAAGUGUCAUCGGAAACCCAUUUAAUCUUAUGUGAUAGACAUGGAGACACAGUUGGUGUGGCAGGUGUACACUCGGGAGUGUAUGUGCGAGUCUCUGAGAUAGAGCCAUACCUGCAACCAGGGGACAAGAUUCUCUUCAUCAACGAGUUCAGUACUGCCAAGAUGAGCCUUCCUAGUGCCAGGCGUUGUAUAGAGGACAUGAGAUCACGUGAGACUCACUUUCACCUGACAGUGGAACGAGCCCAGAACACGAGUAGUAUGUUAGCUGAACAAGCUGGACUCUUUUCCAAACACCCUGCCUCUCCCAACGUCCCUCCUCACCUCUCCUCUAAACCAGCUAUAUCUCUCCUCCCCUCCCGACUACCCCAACCUGCUAAUCAGACUCCUCCACACCAGACCCCACGUAGUGGACCUCCAACUCCACCUCGCCGCACUGUCUCCCGUACUCCACCUCGUCGCUCAGCCUCCUCCACUGCUUCUCAAUACAGCUCCCUGAGUCCCAGUCCCUCUUUUUCAAGUCAGGACUCCGAUCCCAUGUCUAGACAGAUCAGAGACGCUCAAAUGAGACAAUCUCGUGCCCUGAGACCAGCCUUGCCUCCUAAAGCUAAGAAUUUUGGUUAUAAUGCGACACGAAUGAGGAAGGGAUCACGAGGGAGUGAAGUGAGUGAGAGUAGCGAGAUUAGUUUACAAAGUCUACGAAGUGAACGUUCAUUGGAUCACAGAUAUAUCGAUCAGGAGUACCCUGUUUUUAGAGAUGAUAGAGUUGAUAUGUUCAGAAAACGGAACAGUCAAAGCAUUGAAUCUAGCAGUGAGAGGAACAGUGUUGAUCUUAGUGAUCACGGGCCGGUUGUAGCUGAGAAUGGUUAUCCUCAGAGACCCUCUAACAUCAGGAUAACCAGCCCUACCUUCAACACUAGACAAGAUACUACUUUCCCAGUACGAACCAACAGUCCACAACAUCCUGUACCAUUGCAGAGUCUUCAGCAGGCGGUUAUCAAGAGUAGGAAUAACCAGCGACCCUUAUCAGCUGAAUAUAAUCAGAAUUCUCAAAAUAAACAACAACCACGACCCCUGUCUGCCGAAUAUCAUCAGAAUUCUCAAAAUAACCAGCAACCACGACCCCUGUCUGCCGAAUAUAAUCAGAAUUCUCAAACUAACCAGCAACCACGACCCCUGUCUGCCGAAAAUAAUCACAAUAAGCAGCAACCACGGCAACAGCAAGUAGAACCGCGAAGUGUCCACUUUUCUCACAAAGUGGAGACAAACCGACCCCCUUCACCAGCUAAUCGUAAUCAGACCCCACCUCCACUACUGAGUCCCCGGUCUCAACCGUCUAAUACACAGUCACAGGGUGUCAAUCCUAACGACAUCACCAGAGCUCUGGAGAGCUUACUCAGUCCCAAACAGAACCGCAGCUCUAGUAUCAGCAGUACACCUUCACAACUAGAUACUAAAACGGGCCCUGAUCUACCAAGUAGGGUGGUAUCUGAACACCCGCCUAGACACGCCACCCAACCACCUUCAAGGAACAUCCAUCAACCCCCAGUCAGGAUACAUUCUCAGCCUCCUAACAAACCCCCGCCUGAGGAGGAUGUUUAUAUGGAGAUGACCUCGCCCGCUUCAGUCCUAUCUCCUUCUGCUCCACGACGGCCAGAUUCUGACAUGCACCGUUCUGACGAAAGCUCUGGUGUUGUGAAUGCACCUUCUUCCAUGCCUCCAAACAGACCACAACCCAACCCAACCUUAAAACUUCCUAACAGAACACCACCUAGCCCAACCUCAAAAACUCCUCAGAUUACACCCAAGGAGGUUGAGUCUGAGGAAAUGUUUUCCUCUUCGAUCUCGAGAAAUUACAAAGUGGCGCCAUCCUGUCAGAGUACAGGUCGAUUACUGGGAAGCAAAGAACAAUCUGCACCAUUUGUGAAAGAGCCCCCAACUACUUGCCAUAAGGAUGAAGUUCAGGAAACAUUUGGAAGAGACCCCAGGGGUAAGAAGAGUGUCAAGAUUAUUCACGUGGAGAAAAUGGACAGUGAUUUGGGAUUAGUAUUGUCCGGAGGAAAAGGAGCUGGAGAUGGAAACAUUAUUCUAGCUGACAUUGUAUCUGGAAAAUCUGCUAACAAGGACGGUAGAUUGAGGGUUGGAGAUGAGAUUCUAAUGGUGAACAGUGUUGGUCUGCUGGGUAUGACUUUGUCUGACGCUAACAAGUCUAUCAAGAAACUUCCUUACGGUCCUAUCCGUGUCGUGUACUGCUCCAAACUGGAAAGUCCAGCAACUACCCCAACUCCAGCUCCAAAACAACAGUCAGAAGAUGUGACUCCUAAGGUAGAGUCGGAAAUUAGGACUCUUCCUGAUGGAGGCAGUGCAACAAGUUUCAACGAGACCGCAUCUGCUGACCCAGUUCAGCGUGACAGUGUGAACAGAGGAAGUACAAUAUCUGAUAGUUCAGGUAUUGCGAGUCAUGGAGGUGAUACUGAGUCCCUCUCUCACACUGAUAACCUAGUCACUAUCACACUUGUCAAGGCUUCGAAGCGACCACUUGGUUUUACAAUAGUCGGAGGUAAAGGCAGUGCCAAAGGUGACAUUCCGAUAUAUAUAAAGAAAAUACACGCCGACGGUGCGGCAGCAGCAGAUGGAAGGUUGCAGACCGGAGACGAAAUAGUGGAAGUCAAUGGCCUAGCCAUGGUCGGUAAAAGUCACGCGGAAGCAUUAAAGAUAUUCAAGAGUGCAAAGAAAGGAUUCCUGACGUUAGCUGUACGACCAUACAAGGACAGCAGUAUUCAGAGAAGUUCCUCCCUGUCUCAGUCUAUGUCUCCAACUUGUUUUUCUCCUACUCCUUUCGCUGACCAAACUCUCGAUGAUGGAAUAGGAAGUAUGGGAUCAGAAGUCCUGGACUCCACGAUUCAACAAGAUCCCCUUGAGCACGAGAGCACGUGCAUUAAACUAGAUUUCAACGCGGGCAUGAGAAUGGGACUGCGACUCCAACCUGCCAUUUCCCCCUUCCUUGGGUAUAUGGAGGUAGCGGAAGUACAACUGGACCCUUAUCCGUCUGAUGACGUCACGUUGUCCAAAGGUCACGUGAUAAUGAGGGUUAACACUCGUGAGAUGUUAAACGUUCCUGAAGACGAACUGCUUGAUAUUCUCAACGGUCUGGUUGAAGAUAGGCUAGCUAUUGCUAUCAUGCUUGGUAUUUACCCUGUUCAACCAAAGCUGUCACUGUCCUUGGAAACGAACUCUCAAUCAGCGUCCCCUCUGACUACACCCACGGAGGCGCGCCGCAGCUUGGCCAGGACAUACUCAGUAAUGAGCGUAUACUCGCUCCCUCCUCCGCCCCAGGAGUUGCUGGAAGAUGAUUACUACUCUGGGACCCUCACAAAGACAUCUGCUCCUUCCACUGGAACCUUGUCUAAUGGUCAUAGUAAUGGGGCUCUUUCUAAUGCUGAAAGUGUGGGAGCCUUAUCUAACCAUUCAAGUGAUGUUUCUUUUACGAUAUCUGUGACGGCACCUGCGACGCGAGGGCAGGCGACCGAGGCUGGAACUUCAACAUCGAAUCGCCCCGAGAUGUCUAGCAACCCUGGCUCUGCUCCCUCAAUCCCAGAAGAGAGGUAUAUUGCUAUGUACCCCUCAAUGGGAAUGGAUGUUAACUGGACUGGAGAGCGAGUUGAGAACGGUCCGUUCGUUGUGGAGUUUUUCAGAGACCACAAAACUCGGUUAGGAAUGACGCUCUGUCUCAAUGAUGAGAAUCAUCUGGCUGUUAAGAAUAUCGAGAGUAGUGGAAUUAUCUACGCUGAUGGCAGGCUCAGGUCGGGCGAUGUUGUACUCGCUAUAAACAACGUGCCAGUAAGCGGUCUCUCUUUCUACCAAGCUGCACAGCUCUUGAGAUCCUGUAAAAACAAAGUCCAGCUCACCAUCAUUAAUGCUACAAUCCUGGACCAAAAAGUGACAGUGCCGGAGCCAGUGGUUAAUCUUGAGAUGUUAAGCAAUAUUACUGAUGGGGAUACCAACGCUGAUGAAGUUUCAGCUAUUUUAGAACAAGAAAUACAGCGAGUCGAAGAGACAGAUUCAGCAGACCCUCUCUACUCUGUACCGGACAAGAGACCUCCUGUACUGGAUGCAUUCGAUCAACUCCACCAGGACAUGACAUUACAACUACCAACAAUCCCAACUAGCAGUAGUCAAUCAAGCAAUCAAUUAACUCCAGAUAUUGGCAGCAGACGAGAUAUGAUUCUCAGUAAUGCUGGAGAACAAGUAGUUACUGUUAACGUCACCAGGAGACCUAAUCAAGCGCUUGGAGUAACAAUACAAGGUGGAACAGACACUCCACUAGGAUGUAUCCGGAUCAAGAGGGUGAUUAUAAGCAGUCCUGCUGCUGCUGCUGGAAUCAUCCCUAAUGACAUCCUCCUCAGUGUGGAAGGUAACGAUCUGACGAACUGUACCCAUGACCAAGCAUUGGAGAUAAUGAAAGAUGCUCCGCUUGACACGACAAUGGAACUGUCCCGAUACUUUGGAAGGAGGGAGGAUCAGGAGAAGAAACAGGGUCUUGACACUCAAUCACUUUGUAGUGCCAUGAGCUGGCAAACUGGAACUGAAAAUGGGAAUCAUAUGACUAUGAGAGCACCUGGAAGUUUUGCUCCCUCAUUCUACAGUACAUCUGCGAGUGUGUACCCUGGUACGUACAACUCAGUCGAGGAGCUGGCUCGAGACCACGUCUUCCCAAACGGACCGAACUCUAAAAUGCAGAUAAGACUCUGGAAGGGGCCUAAAGGCCUGGGUUUCAGUGUAGGAGGGGGAUUGGGGACUACGCAACCUCCACAUAUCAAGCGAAUUUAUUCAGGAAGUCCAGCACACAAGUGUGGUCGACUGAUCCCCGGUGACGUCAUCACUUCAGUAAACGGUGUGGACUUGUCCGCUCUGAGUCACGUGGAGGUGGUGAAUGUUAUUAGGUACAUGCCCAUGGGGGAGGUGGUGCUAAACGUGGCCAGACAUCAAGCCACUAGGUAAUAGAGAAGUUGGACUCUAGCCAGACCGGGCAUCUUCUUCCGAACAGAGACAUUUUCACGCGAUUAGUCAUCAUAACUUUAAUUACUUAGAUGAGAAUGCAGAGACACUGACUAUUUGAAUUUCAGUAUUUAAUUUUCAGUAUAUUAACUUACCUCUUUUAGCUUUAGGUGUUAGAAUGUACAUUGCAUGACAUUACCUCUGACUCUCUGACUAGUAUUUUAUCAUUUUCUAAUGUUAUAUUUAAACCUGACUCUACCUUGGGGUCGCUGGAUGCCACCUUUCCAUCACUGGCUAAAUCCAGAGAUGCUAGGGUAAUGAACUUACUUAGGAAUGAUGCGUAACUUUAUUUAUUUUGAUCUCCAGCUGUUGAUGCUGAUUUAUUUUGUUACUUAUUUGAGGUACUUGAUCCUCGAUUUCCACAUUAUGUUCUGACUUUUUUCAUCAGACGAGAUCUAAUUGUUGAUACAAAAACUUGCGUCAGUUUUGGGUUGAAAUGACGAUGUACAGAGUUUUAAAAUAGAUUAUUUACUAAUCGUAAAUUAUUUUUGGAUUAAGAUAAGUUUCGAAGAGAACUUAAGUUUUUAUUCUAAAGAUAUUUACUCAGUGGUUUUGAGGAUGUUUAACAUUAUAGUGAGUUUUAAUUCAGUCAUUUGAAUUAACGUUUUACAUUGUAAUGUACCUUGUAAUUAAAUUCAAUCUCUUAUCACACAAAGAAAAA
Bolinopsis microptera is the source of this 5947-nucleotide messenger RNA. Its product is annotated as membrane-associated guanylate kinase, WW and PDZ domain-containing protein 1-like. The record is from RefSeq and is a predicted model, not a curated record. Gene Ontology annotation, molecular function: protein binding. Lineage: Eukaryota; Metazoa; Ctenophora; Tentaculata; Lobata; Bolinopsidae. The transcript has 21 exons. Bases 73 to 5229 code for a protein of 1718 amino acids.